AUGCUCCUUACCAAAUACGCUCGUCAAGGCCCAAAACGCGAAGUCACGACGGUAAAGCGACAUCAAGGGCGGAGCUUUUCGUUUUCAUGUUUGCGAUCAGACGAGGCGAUUUUCAAUGGACAAGCGAGACUAGUUGCUGAGCAAGAAGAUAAUGGAAAUCUUGUGUACACGAUUUCCGCUGUAUCAAAAUCUGACGAGGGCGAGUAUUGGUGUAGUUCCGCUCCAGAACGCGUGUUUCUCCUCAAACUCCGCCGCACACACAGAAAUAAACAAUAA
Messenger RNA from Oikopleura dioica, 276 nucleotides. Lineage: Eukaryota; Metazoa; Chordata; Appendicularia; Copelata; Oikopleuridae. The record is from the annotation of a GenBank genome assembly.